UGCAAUGCGGCCAAGGUGCAGAGUUAGUUGCCUUAGUGUUACUACUAAGGGCUUUAUAAAAGAGGUACACAAGAAGUGUCCCAUGCCUGUUGUAUGUACAGUACUGAUUUUAAACUGGUAACAUAGCUGGUGUUUUUAAACGUUUGCAGAUUUUCAGAUGGUCAUCAUAAUAGUGGAGACUGUAAUGUAGGAGCUGGUUAAGCUGAUUCAAGGGACAUACAUGGUACUAUUCGCCUAAAAUAUAAACUAGAUACUGAUAACUGGAUUUGCGGUGAACAAUAAACUCCUCAAAGAAACGCGUAAACAAUUAAUCGUUAAUGUUCAAACUGCUGCAGCGGUCUAUUCUGCGUGUUGAGAUAAGAGCCUCCGAAUAGGGAGGUUUUAUUCUAAUUUGUGAAUGAUGCGCGCGCGUCUGUGGGGGUGGAUUCGCCGUUUAAAAAAAAGUAAACACAGGAAUGAGAAACACUGAAGCUGGAUUGAAAACGGGCGCUGUUUACACGUUCCGCUGUGAAAUAUUUAUGCAACCCGUAACUUAAAAGUCAAGGUUUAUGUGGUGGGGAGCGCGUCACCCCAGUCCUGUAAAACACAAGCAGUGCUUUGUUCCAGCAUUUUAAGAUUUUUCUUUUCAUUUUUGGAUGCUUUGGGUUAACAACAAAGAGUGGACAGAGUGCGGAUUUUUUUUUUUUUUUUUUUUUUUUUUUAUGAAUCUCGUAAGGAUCCUGUUGUAUUUCCCCUGUGCAGAACCUUCUGAUUCUGUGAACAGGAUUUUAUUUGAAUGCGUUUUUAAAAUCCUGGCUGCUGCAAUGCAACGUUUUUAGUCAAUCUAAGGAAUUGAACUAAUGCUCACGUCUGAUUAAAAGUGUAUAUAUUAUUACAGCACAUACAUUCUUCUAAAACGUAAAAAAAAACAUGACUAUGUCAGUCGCAGAGAGGCAUUCUGGAUCCGGGGGUAAAGAAGAGGAGAGCGAAGAUGAGAGCGAAAUUUUAGAAGAGAGUCCCUGUGGUCGGUGGCAGAAACGAAAGGAACAGGUAAACCAAGGCAAUGUGCCGGGCAUGGAGAGUGCUUUCCUAGCUAUGGACACAGAGGAGGGAGUGGAGGUGGUGUGGAACGAGGUCCAGUUCUCUGACAAAAAGGUUUUCAAAGCACACGAGGAGAAGAUUAAAGAUAUGUUUGAAAACCUGAUGCAGGUGGAGCACCCGAACAUUGUGAAGUUUCACAAGUACUGGCUUGAUGUGACGGAAAGCAAAGCCAGGGUGAUCUUCAUCACUGAAUACAUGUCUUCAGGGAGUCUCAAACAAUUCCUAAAGAAAACCAAGAAAAACCACAAGACCAUGAACGAAAAGGCAUGGAAGAGAUGGUGCACACAGAUCCUCUCAGCCCUCUGCUACCUGCAUUCCUGUGACCCCCCUAUUAUCCAUGGCAACCUGACCUGCGACACCAUCUUCAUCCAACACAACGGCCUCAUCAAGAUCGGCUCAGUCUGGCAUCGCCUUUUUGUCAAUGUAUUCCCCGAUGCAGUCCAUGGCCGCAUCAAACACCUCCGAGAUGAACAGAGAAACCUCCAUUUCUUAGCCCCGGAAUACGGCUCUUUUGAAGACAAAACUGCGAUAGAUAUCUUCUCGUUUGGAAUCUGUGCACUGGAGAUGGCUGUGCUGGAGAUCCAGGCCAAUGGGGACGCUAUCGUGUCGAAAGAAGCCGUAGCUCACACGGGGCAGUCUCUGGAGGAUCCGUUAAUGAGGGAGUUUGUCCAGGCGUGUGUGCGUCACGAAGCUAAGAAGCGCCCCAGUGCCCACGACCUGCUCUUCCACCGGGUCCUGUUUGAGGUGCACUCCCUGAAGCUCCUGGCUGCACACUGCUUCAUCAACAACCAGUAUAUGUUGCCUGAGAACUGUGUGGAAGAAAAGACGAAAACAUUUGAUCCCAGCGCUGUGAUGGCGGAGAUUCGACAUAAAAACCGUCCCGGGGUGCAGCUGAAGUAUUCCCAUGUGUCCCCUCUGGAACUGGACAAGUUCCUGGAAGAUGUCAAGAAUGGGAUUUACCCCCUAAUGAACUUUGCUUCUCCCCGUCCCCACCUCAUACCACGCGCCCUGUCACUGUCCCAGGAGCAUGUGGAGACUGUGACAACCCCCACCCCUGAGCCACAGGAGAUGGAGACCAGGAAGGUUGUCCAGAUGCACUGUAACCUGGAUUCCAAUGACGAAGGGACCAAAAUGCAUCUGACCCUAUUUCUGAAAAUGGAAGAUAAGCUACACAGACAGCUCAGCUGUGACAUCCUUCCCUCUGACAGUUCAAAGGAUCUAGCAAAUGAACUGGUUCAUUAUGCAUUCAUUUGUGAGGAUGACUGUGAGAAGCUCACCAGCUUCCUGGAGGAGGCCUUUGUCAAGCACAGAGCCAGUGGAUCAGUCUCGCAUGGAGUCAUGAUGAUGCACUGAACCGAUUCCACAGUUUCCACAGAAACUGCCUCCCACCCUGAGUCUAAAAAUUACUUUGAGAGAACAGCAAGACUGGCAAUGAGACAAGGGCUUUUGGUCUCUGGGUACAACCUCAACCGAACUUUACAGAUGGACUCAAUAUAGAUACAAUACGAAAAGAACAUAAACAGCUCUUUUACCCCUGUCCCCCGAUAGCUCAACUGAGAUGCAACAUUGCAUUUUCAGUAGCAUGUCCAGUUGCUUCUACCUAGUUUAGGAGCAUGGAUAGGACUGUGAGGGUACAGUCAAACAGUCAGAAACAAAUGUGAUUUCAAUAAUCUCCUGGCCUACUCUGACCCAUAAUUUUAUUUCCUACCUCCACCGUGACCUUACAUCUUCAAGAAUGUAUGCAUGAAAUGUCUUUGCAAUUUCGAAAGCUUCCAAAAAACAUACCUACUACAUACUGUGGAGCCCCAUGAUCAAAUACAUGUAUUGUCAUUUUAUUAUCCAGUCUUGAGGAACUGCGUGCUGGUUCUGUAAUUUUUUCUUUCUGUUCCCGUAUAGAAGGACUGACCUUUGCUCACCAAACUCAUUUCAAGGCAUGCCAUAUGACUGUGAUGCCCAGGGAAGGACCACCAGCACAUUAGUCCAGUGCACCAGCCCGGUACACUGGAGUGCAUGUGGGCUUUUACUUAUAUAAAAAAUAUUAAAAAAACAUAUUUCAAA
This is a messenger RNA of Acipenser ruthenus (sterlet), 3138 nucleotides long. RefSeq names its product nuclear receptor-binding protein 2-like. The transcript has 18 exons. The record is from RefSeq and is a predicted model, not a curated record. Gene Ontology annotation, cellular component: cytoplasm; endomembrane system. Gene Ontology annotation, biological process: endoplasmic reticulum to Golgi vesicle-mediated transport; intracellular signal transduction; protein phosphorylation. NCBI's taxonomy places the organism in Eukaryota, Metazoa, Chordata, Actinopteri, Acipenseriformes, Acipenseridae. Gene Ontology annotation, molecular function: protein serine/threonine kinase activity; ATP binding. The coding region runs from base 910 to 2433 and encodes 507 amino acids.